AUGGCAGAUUCCACUGCCCCUGCAGAGCCACAGCAAGACGGGGUACCCGACAUCAACGAAAAUCCAUCAAGUAUGGUGGAUUCUACUUCCCCUGCAGAGCCACAGCGAGACGGUGGACCCGACAUCAAUGGGGAUCAGAAAGAUUUUGACAAGAAGUUGUUGCAGGCAGCACAAGACGGCGAUGCUCAGGAAUUGAUUCGCUGUCUUAAAAAGGGGGCAGACAUCAAUGCGGUGGACGAUUACGGUUGCACUGUCCUCCACAAAGCAGCACUGUACGGAAGAACAGAAAUGACGCGCAUUCUACUCGCCCAGAAUGAUCUCGAUGUCAAUGCACAGGACAAAGAUGGGGAAACGGCCUUAUACCAAGCCACUGAAAGGAAAGAAGAGACUAUCAUAGAGCUGCUGUUGAAGGCUGGUGCAAAAGUCACAAUCAAAACCAAGAUGGGAGACACAGCUCUGCACCAAGCAGCAUCAGAAAACUACCUCACAGGUGUCGAACUUCUACUUGAUAAGGCUAAGAGUGCGACUAUCAGGACCAGCGAGGAAGAGACGGCUCUGCUUGUGAAUGAUAUAAAUGGUGAGGGAGACCCGGUUCUGCAUGUGGCCGCUCGACAUGGCAGCGAAGACGUCGUCAAGCUUCUUCUCAAGUGCAAAGUCGAUACGACAGCCUUGGACAAGGGUCAAAAAACAGCAUUAUACAGGGCUUUUGAAUACGAACAGAUCUACGUUGUCAAGCUCUUACCUCACCAGGACGACUCACUCAAGUCCCCAGAUACCAACGAGAUGAUACGACUAGCGUAUGCAACCUUUAGCGGUGAUUUUCCACUGGUACAGGAGUUGAUGAGCAAAGAAGAUUCAGUGAACAAAGAAGAUUCAGUGAACACGAUUCUCUUGCACUGGGCAGCAGCCGGAGGAUCGCCAGAGGUUGCAGGGUUGUUACUUAAAAAGGGCUUUGUUGUCUCCAGCCUAUAUCAAGAUGGCACACCCUUACAUUUUGCCUCCAUAGCUGGGGAAAAAGAGGUUUCACAGCUCCUUCUCAAAAAUGGUGCCGAUGUCAACGCGAGUGAUCAAUAUGGCAUGACGCCCCUUCACUGGGCUGCCGAAGGAGGCUCCACAGAGGUUGUCAAGCUACUGUUGGAGGGGGAGCGUGCCGCCAUGAUUGAUUCAGUAUCAGACGGUGGACGAACGGCAUUACAUUGGGCCACAUUGACGGGAGAAAAAGGUGUCGUUGAGCAUCUAUUGGAGAAGGGUGCGGAUUUCGAGUUGAGGGAUGACGAUGGAUGUACGCCUUUGCACUGGGCCUGCGUUGAAGGUCAUGCAGAGUUGAUAGAUAUCCUGAUUAAAAAGGAUGCAAACUCCGAAGCAAGACAACGAAAUGGGGGGACGCCAUUGCACCUGGCUGCUUAUAACAACAAGACGGACGCCAUCAGAAAACUACUGAAUCACAAAGUUGACAGCAAUGCCAGGGACGACGACGAUUGGACUGUCUUACACUGGGCUGCAGACAAAGGAAGCAAAGAUGCAAUGGAAUUAUUAUUAUCAUCAUUAAAGAAAGAAAGCACAGGGAUGCUUUCAGCCGAGAACAAGGACGGGAACACAGCCUUACACCAUGCUUGUGCAGAGGGUCAUUUUGAGGUGGUGAAACUCCUCUUGGGUAAAAUGAAAAACCCGAUCGCUGCCCAUGUCGACCGCAACAAAUACGCGCUUGCUGCUGCUGCAAGGAGCGGCGCAGUAGAUGUGGUGCAGCUUCUAGUUGACUGGGAGGCAAAUUUGAUAUCUACUGGAUCCGGGGAAGAUAGGAACAUGUUCUUCCUGACAGAGGAGCAGGCUGAGUCAGUUGGAGACAUAUUGUGGAUGAACGGAAGUCACUGGAAAAGAUGGCUGAGUACAGCACGCUAUUCGUUGCAAUGGGCAGCUCGAAAUGGGAAUGAAGAUCUAUUGAAGAGCAUCCUAUCUGAUUAUCCCACUCUUUUGGGGCAAGAUAGGCUGGCGACUGACAAGACACCAUUGUACUGGGCUGCGGUUGGAGGGCAAGAAGAGCUUGUGAAAACGGUGGCGGAGAUGUUGAUGAAGGAGACCAAAGAAAAGAGGCUCUCAAUGAAAAAUGGGCUUGGAGCACUCAGAACUGCUGUGAAGAAGGGAUACAACACCAUCACUCAGGACCUGUUGCAGAAAAUGUCGAAUGCGCCAGAUGGAGAGACAAACAAAUGGACUCCCCUUCACUGGGCAGUACACCAUCAAGAAAAGAUCGUUGUUCAGGACAUGCUGCGCAGUGGCGCCAACCCCCAGGAGAGAAUCAACGAAGGGGAAUCGGCUCUUGAGCUCGCUCAGAGGUUGGGCGCCAAAGAGAUCAGGACGCUUCUUGAGAAUCCUUUACGGUUUCCUCGAAAGCCGGCUCCUCUGAAACUUCCAGACUCUCCGGAGGAGGAGCCGACACGUGUCUGCAAAGACUUCACUGCGAAUAUCGUUGAUUUUUCUCUCUCCGAGGGAACAGACACCACCCUUGGAAUAGAGAAAAGAGUCUACGACAUCAUAUACGGGAGUGGACCAGAAAAGAUAAUGGAGGACAUUCGGCAGAGUUGGGAUAUCAAGCAGCUUGAACACCAAUUCAGGUGGAUACAUCUUCCAGCAAACAAUUGGCGUUGGCUUAAGGACCUUGUGCAAAGAAUCUCUAAAGACGCGAAUAAAACAGACGAAGAGUAUGCUCGAGUGGAAAACUUCAUAUCAGAGAACCGUCGCGAUGGUGAACAUCUGGGAGAUGCACAUUGCCGAUUUAUGAACACUGGCGUGCGCGUGAGAUACUUUACCAUACCCAUUGCUUCGGGUCUAGCUAAAUCAUUGACUAUGUUUCAGUUUCAUCAGAUUGACUUUACCUCUAGUAAAGAGGCAAGCAGCAUCUCCACGGAUCGGAGACAACAGACGGUAUCAAAGACAGAUGCGCAAACCAAGGGGCAGGAACUCCCUACUCAGGAGGAACCAAACAGGCAGAGAAAAUCAAAUCUUCCUGGAUCAGAACAUCAAGAGAAACGCCCCCCGAAACCCUCGGAAAACAAACAAGGCGACUCCGAAGGCACUGUCACCGCCGCUGAGCACGCCGAAAAUGUUGGGUCACAAAUGUCUCGUGCCACCGCCGCCCCCUCUAACGUCACCGAACCAAGGGCCAGGGCAGGUAGAACGGGUAAUAGCGAACUCCCCAGCGCAUCGAACGAACCAGGCAGAGGCGAGACCAACCCUGAACAGAAGAAGCCCACCAUGGCCGCGAAAGCAGGGCAAGGCAUCGACACGACCAAGAAAAGGGACAAAGAUAGAGUGUACGACACUAGAGGAAUGACUGGCCUGAAGGGAUCCAAAAUGGCAAUCUGGGGCCAAAGACACUGGCGAAAUGCUAUUAGAAUGGUCAAGCAUGUGCAACAAGGUCCGGACGACUUCAAUGUUAUCAAAAAAGACAUAUUGGGCUCAAGCAUCAAUGAAGCCUUGGCACAGGUCGAGAAGGAGAAAGUCAGCCCUGGGAGGGUUAACUUCCUUUUGGACAGCUCUUGCUCCAGGACACUAUCGGCGAUCGAAGAAGUUAUUAGAACCAUCCGCGAAAAGACUGACAACGAUAGCCGCGCCAGCCUCGACGAUGAAUUGAAAACCCUUGAAAGAGCCAUUGAACAACUGCGAGAGUCUACCCCGUCUCCUUCUCUGUCGGUCCUCAAAUGUCUUGAGGAUCUACAAGAGGCCGUGGAAAUCUACUCUGGAGAGCUCGAGACCAGCAAGGAGACUCAACUGCUACGCUAUUAUCUGGGUUUGUCACCGAGGGACGAUGUCACAACUCAUCAUCUCCACGUGUCUCGGACCUUGGAUCAAUAUCACUACUCUUCGUUGCCGGACACAAGAAGACGCGACGCGGAUCAAGUGGUGCGACGCUAUCAAAAUGCCAAAUGCAGGGGGCGGCGAAGCGACGAGAACCAACUUGACAACCAGAAUGAACACAACCAGAAUGAACACAACCAGAAUGAACACAACCAGAAUGAACACAACCAGAAUGAACACAACCAGAAUGAACACAACCAGAAUGAACACAACCAGAAUGAACACAACCAGAAUGAACACAACAAGGUUGUCAACUUUUUCCGGCGCAUUCUUGACUUGCUGCGGUUAAAAUCUUCAGCCUCUGAUGGAAAAAAUACUGGAUCGGAUAUCGCCCCGCCCCCUCCAACUGGCACACCAGAUAUGGACAGUCGAAAUUUUCGAAUGUGCAUGGUAGACCAACUAUGGCUUUGGAUCAUUGACGACAAAACUAUCAUUACCUGCUUUCCAGACCGAUGGGGCCCAAAUCCAAAGGGAGGCGAAAGGGCAGAAUCUGUGACAGGAAAUGGCGAGGACCGCUUGAUUCACAGAAUAAGCAAGCACAUCAGCGAAGACAUAAGACCGCAAACUCGAACCGUUUAUGAAAUGGCAGCUUUAAUAACGUCGUUUUGUACGGAUUUCGUGGAUCAAUGCAAGGUCAAGGCUGACGGUGGAACGGCUUCGAGCCCCUCUGAAUCCUUCCUCCAUGUAUUUGCAGACUCGAUUGGUGUUGUGAUGGACAAAGAGGUUCAAUACUUUGAAGAUUUCAGGAGAGGUAUUGCCGCUCGGCACAAGAAUACGCAGACAAACCACGACAGUCAUUCCCCCAAUCUGGAACUUCGGCUGGAGAAAGAAAUUGCGCUUCUCGAAGAGAUCAAAGAUAUACGUGACGAGCUAAACAUUCUUCGGAGCAUUUGUACUGAUCAAGAUGUUGUGCUGAAGAAACUCUCCAAAUUAGCCACUAGGGGGAAGGAUUCCAAGGCAAAGGGGGUUGUCGCAAAUGACCGGAUACUCGACUAUUACCGACAACGGAGCAACAUCGACACGCGAAUUUCGCGGAUCAAAAAGAUGCAACAAGAUGUUCGGACGGCAUACGACGCUAUGAAUCAUCUAUUGGAUCUCAAGCAGAAGGAUGCAAACAUCCUCGAAGCUGCCGAAGCACGCAAGCAAGCAGAGGCGACGACCAAACAGGGUAGAACAAUCAUGGUCUUCACCAUCGUCACAAUUAUAUUCGUGAGACAUCCACCUGGCACCCGCUCUCCAAGUACAUAUCCAGUUGGGACGACCGCUGCUCUCGCUGUUCCGUUGAUUGCCAUGGCCUUUAAAAUCAAUAAAGUCCUGGAUUUCUUUGAGAAGCGAAGUCGAAAUGAAGGUGGCAACAACCACAACAACCACAACAACCACAACAACCACAACAACCACAACAACCACAACAACAACAAGGGGCACAGUAGGGAAAAUAAUCAAUGGGUCCGAUUUCCAGAAAAACAAAACCAUCCACACGGCCGAUUUAAUUUUCGUGUCGACCAGGCUUCCAAGCGCAAGAUGGUGAUUCCCGAAUCAGACAUAGAACAGGGGUUGGCGAACGGCGGCGAGAGGCUUCCCAAGGAAGCGGGCAAGAAGUCUGGUUGGCCAAGUCGGUUGAACGCAGGAUGGCAUCCCGCUGUCCCACGAGGACCUCGUUUGGCAGGGCGAGAGGAGGGACGGGCACGAGGCGUGGCUCUAAGUGAUAGUAUACUAGUAUAG
Fonsecaea monophora is the source of this 5577-nucleotide messenger RNA. RefSeq lists its product as hypothetical. Gene Ontology annotation, cellular component: nucleus. The record is from RefSeq and is a predicted model, not a curated record. The transcript is spliced from 8 exons. Lineage: Eukaryota; Fungi; Ascomycota; Eurotiomycetes; Chaetothyriales; Herpotrichiellaceae. Gene Ontology annotation, biological process: positive regulation of transcription by RNA polymerase II. Bases 1 to 5577 code for a protein of 1858 amino acids. Gene Ontology annotation, molecular function: protein binding; transcription cis-regulatory region binding.